UUAUUGCUAUGGCAGGUGCAAGUAUAAAUAGGAGAACUAAACUCUUGGUGCUCAGUCAGCAAGAACCUCGAGCCCCAGAAGAAUCUAAAGGCUGAAGAUUACAAACUGAAAUGGAAGAGAAGGGGUUUUGGUUACUGGCGAUUGGCCUGGUAUUGGAAUGCAGAAUCCUGAUUGAAGGAGGUGAAAUACCAAGUACAGGUGAAUGUGCUAUGAAUAUAAAAGAAAGAACGAACUGUGGUUAUGCAGGAAUUUCAGUAAAAGAAUGUGAAACUAGAGGAUGUUGUUUUGAUGCAAAAUACCCAGAUGUACCUUGGUGUUUCUAUCCUCACCUCAAAACAGGUACAGGUGAAUGUGGUAUGGACGUAAAAGAACGAAAGAACUGUGGUUAUGCAGGCAUCUCAGUAAAAGAAUGCACAAAUAAGGGAUGUUGUUUUGAUGACAAAUACCCUGGUGUGCCAUGGUGUUUCUAUCCUCACCUCAAAACAGGUACAGGUGAAUGUGGUAUGAAGGUAAAGGAAAGAAAGAACUGUGGUUAUGCAGGCAUCUCAGUAAAAGAAUGUGUAAGUAAGGGAUGUUGUUUUGAUGACAAAUACCCAGGUGUGCCGUGGUGUUUCUAUCCCCACCUCAAAACAGGUACAGGUGAAUGUGCUAUGAAUGUAAAAGAAAGAACGAACUGUGGUUAUGCAGGCAUUUCAGUAAAAGACUGCGAAACUAGGGGAUGUUGUUUUGAUGCAAAAUACCCUGAUGUACCCUGGUGUUUCUAUCCUCACCUCAAAACAGGUACAGGUGAAUGUGGUAUGAAGGUAAAAGAAAGAACGAACUGUGGUUAUGCAGGCAUCUCAGUAAAAGAAUGCGUAAAUAAGGGAUGUUGUUUUGAUGAUAAAUACCCAGGUGUGCCGUGGUGUUUCUAUCCUCACCUCAAAACAGGUACAGGUGAAUGUGCUAUGAACGUAAAAGAAAGAACGAACUGUGGUUAUGCAGGCAUUUCAGUAAAAGACUGCGAAACUAGGGGAUGUUGUUUUGAUGCAAAAUACCCUGAUGUACCCUGGUGUUUCUAUCCUCACCUCAAAACAGGUACAGGUGAAUGUGGUAUGAAGGUAAAAGAAAGAACGAACUGUGGUUAUGCAGGCAUCUCAGUAAAAGAAUGUGUAAAUAAGGGAUGUUGUUUUGAUGCAAAAUACCCUGAUGUACCCUGGUGUUUCUAUCCUUACCUCAAAAAAGGUACAGGUGAAUGUGCUAUGAACGUAAAAGAAAGAAAGGACUGUGGAUAUGCAGGCAUUUCAGUAAAAGAAUGCCAAACGAGGGGAUGUUGUUUUGAUGCAAAGUACCCAAAUGUACCCUGGUGUUUCUAUCCUCACCUCAAAACAGAUUCUUAAAGAAAAUCUACCCCAGGAACAUACACCAGAAACUUCUCUGUCAAUAGAACCAUUGACGAAGGAAUGUGUUUAAAUCUUGCGAUUUCUACUCUAUAAUAGUUUUGAUUUCCAGAUCAUUCCUGUCUUAUACAAUGACACAGUUAAUUACUGGAUGGGGAUGGGGUUUGGGUACCAACUCAUUUUUUUAAAAAAAUCCUCUUCACUGGUUUAUAU
This is a messenger RNA of Mauremys reevesii (Reeves's turtle), 1589 nucleotides long. RefSeq names its product putative gastrointestinal growth factor xP4. The transcript is spliced from 11 exons. Lineage: Eukaryota; Metazoa; Chordata; Testudines; Geoemydidae. The record is from RefSeq and is a predicted model, not a curated record. Gene Ontology annotation, biological process: maintenance of gastrointestinal epithelium. The coding region runs from base 111 to 1376 and encodes 421 amino acids.